CGCCCUCCACCCCCAUCGCUGCAGUGUCUCAACUGCCUUGGAGCAAACAAGAGAGGAUAUAGAACGCAGCAGACGUUAAUAAGACAGAAAUAGAGGGGAGACAGAGAGAGAUAGAGGAGAAAUGUAAGUGAGUGUGUUUGAAUAUGAGGAAGAUAUGAAGAUGAAACAGCAGGACUAAAGGUGGAUUGCACAGAGCCUUUCUCUCCCUGCAAGGGCUUGUCUGCAGUAUCCUUUGUAAAUGGAUGCUGCCUUGUGAAUACGACUUGGACUUCAGUUGCUGGGGAGAUAUCACACCACAGAAGAAGCUGAAAAGAUUUUAAUCAGGAAGGUUAAGCAACAACGACCUAUAUCUAACUGAGGGUGGAUGUUGCUGAAGCCAAACGAGGGCAACGUACCACGAGAGCCAUGUGGGAGGAGAGUAAGGGAGUUCUGCAAUUCGCACGCAUCGAGCCCUAACAAUCUGUCCAGUGCUAUUCGCUCAACGUUCUCCAGCCCUGUUUCCUAGCUGUUUCUCAGGGGCAGCCCCUGCUAUGCACCCCAGCUCUGUUGGCUUCAGCAGGCAGUCCGACCUCAGUGCCAGGCGCUGUGUGGGCAUCCCAAAAGCCUGGGUUCUGACCACACAGGACUUACAGACAGCCCCUGAACAAAAAGAAUCAAAUCCUCCUGAGCCGCUCCUCUGUGUGGUGACUUUCCCGUCUAGUGUUAAAUUGGGCUGUUGUGAAGACUUGUCUGCCUCUUCACCAGCAAGUUCUUAGCGUUAGUGAAAACCCUCUCCAACUCGUCCACCAGAUCCUUUUAGGUCACCACUUCGUUAUAAUUUGCUUUCCCAUCAAGCAGCAGCACGACUUCCUUUGUGCUCACCACGUGGUGGAGGACCAUGGGAUGCCGUCAGAGCUCGGAGGAGAAGGAAGCGGCGCGGCGCUCCCGGCGAAUCGACCGCCACCUGCGCUCAGAGAGUCAGCGGCAGCGGCGUGAGAUCAAGCUCCUGUUGCUGGGCACCAGCAACUCGGGCAAGAGCACCAUUGUCAAGCAGAUGAAGAUCAUCCACAGUGGAGGCUUCAACCUGGAUGCCUGUAAGGAGUACAAGCCCCUAAUCUUGUACAAUGCCAUCGACUCGCUCACACGCAUCAUCCGUGCCCUCACUACACUCAAGAUCGACUUUAACAAUGCUGAUCGCGCCUACGACGCCGUGCAGCUCUUCGCCCUCACAGGACCGGCUGAGAGCAAAGGGGAGAUCACUCUAGAGCUGCAGGGGGUCAUGAAACGUCUGUGGGGGGACUCAGGGGUACAGGAGUGCUUUCAGCGAUCCAAUGAGUACCACUUAGAGGACAACACUGCAUACUACCUGAAUGACCUGGACCGCAUCUCUGCACUCGAGUUCAUCCCAACCGUCGAGGACAUCCUGCGGUCCCGCGACAUGACCACCGGCAUUGUGGAGAACAAGUUCACCUUCAAGGAGCUUACCUUCAAGAUGGUGGAUGUGGGUGGGCAGCGUUCAGAGAGAAAGAAGUGGAUCCACUGCUUCGAGGGCGUGACUGCAAUCAUUUUCUGUGUCGAGCUAAGUGGCUAUGACCUCAAACUUUACGAGGAUAACCAGACGAGCCGCAUGGCCGAGAGCUUGCGCCUGUUCGACUCCAUCUGCAACAACAACUGGUUCACCAACACAUCGCUCAUCCUCUUCCUCAACAAGAAGGACCUGCUGGCAGAGAAGAUCAAACGCAUUCCCCUGACAGUGUGCUUCCCUGACUACAAAGGUCAGAACACCUAUGAGGAGGCGGCCGUCUACGUGCAGCGGCAGUUUGAGGACCUCAACCGCAACAAGGAGACCAAGGAGAUCUACUCGCACUUCACCUGUGCCACUGACACCAGCAACAUCCAGUUUGUGUUUGACGCUGUGACGGACGUGAUCAUCCAGAACAAUCUCAAGUACAUUGGGCUGUGCUAGGACCUGAUGCCGGGUGGGGGGGUGGUGGUAGUGGUUGUGGUGUCCGGGGGGGUAAAAGCGGGCAACUUGGCAGGAGUUGGCACGCCAUAAGGCUGGAUAAACAAAAGGCAUGCCUGCCAGUUUGUCUCUUGGAAGAGGUGCAACAGAGACCUGCAGAGGAGAGGAGGUAGAGAUGGACAGGGCUGGACCAUGCUGUAGAUUAAUGUGUUUCAGUUGAAACAAAAGAGCUGAUGGGCCACGGUCAAGAUGGGAUUUUUACCCAAUGUGUUUGCACUGAAUAUGAGUAUGCAGAGACACCCAGAAACACGCACACACACACACACACACACACACACACACACACACACACACACACCCUUAUGUUUGCUCACACACAAGAUCUUUGGAUCAACAGUCAAGCACUUGUUUGACAAGGCAUCACUGGAAACGUUAGACAGCGACCCCUACCUGCCUGCCAAACCUGAGGUAGUAGGUCUGUACUGCUGGUUCUUUUCGGUGACUUUUAUUUUAUUUGCCAGAGUCAAUUAAUGCUGCUUUACAAGAAGAAAUUUGACAAAAUCAAUGUUCUCUUUUGGAUAUUCACCCUAAUAAUGGUAAAAUAUAUAUAUGUCAGUAGACAUGAUGUCACAGGGUUUCUGCCUAAAAAGGAAACUGCCACAGUGUAAAGCUGAAGUGAAAUACGUUUUCUACACAUUACUUCUGUUUGCCCCCUGGUCGACUCUCUAAUGUUGUCCUUCCCCCCCUCUUUCUUUUAUCGUUUUUUGUGCUUUAAAAAAAAAAAAAAAGAACAUGUCUCUAAAACCUGCCUUUUAUAGCAAGUCACUGACUGAUAAUACCAGGAGAGUGUUAUGCUCGGUAGAGUCAAAAGUAUUCUUUAUGAUCAUUCCAGUUUCCAGCAAGAGACAACAAAAACAGUGCCAAGAUCAAUUUGUAAAUAAAAACAAGGUCCCAUCCAUUACAUUAAUUUUUGUUUUGUUUUUAUGGACGAAUACAUUAAAACAUGCAUGAUUUUGUUACUUUGGGAUACUAAUAUAUUUUAUUUGGGAUUAUGUUCCUCUUUUCUUAAGUUUAAAUAAUAUAUUCCCAAAUAUAUAUAUAUAAAUAUAUAUAUAAAAGUCAAACACUGUGUACGAUUGUACAGUUGUCAGAGAGGAAUCUAUUGAAAAGAGUUAUAUCAAUAUAAUAACGGUGAAUAUGAUGUAAUGAUGAUGAUGAUGAUGAAAAAGAUGACUGAUGAUCAUGAUGAUGAUGAUAGUGGUGAUUACAAUCACAUUAAUGUCAAGGAAAAUCUCACUACACAGCUAGCAUGAGAGGAGUGGAUCAAAGGAGAACAAGACUGUAGAAAAUAUGAAAACAAAGAAGCAAAUCUUGAAAGUUCAAUCUUCCUUGCAUUAUCUAAGUGAAAAUUGUCAAACAGCCAGUCAGUAUGAUGUGUAAAUAUACUGUAAGGUACACUCUUUGUUCAAACAAAUGAAAAAUAAAGGUUGAGUUGUGAUACUGUGAGAAAGAGAGAGCGAGAGAAAGAGAAGGAGGAACACCCGACUCCACUCCUCCUCUUACCCUUUCUUUUCAGUUUAGAGGGUGGUGAGCAAACAACUCAGCUAAGGGCUUAAGGCUUGACUUUACGUGAUGUCCACUUUAACAAAAGACAAAACAAUUCAAAAAGAAGUAUAAAGAGGACAAUAACUAUGAAUAAAACAACUUAUGCAAAUUUC
Messenger RNA from Notothenia coriiceps (black rockcod), 3660 nucleotides. RefSeq names its product guanine nucleotide binding protein (G protein), alpha z polypeptide (gene gnaz). The coding region runs from base 878 to 1945 and encodes 355 amino acids. NCBI's taxonomy places the organism in Eukaryota, Metazoa, Chordata, Actinopteri, Perciformes, Nototheniidae. Gene Ontology annotation, biological process: adenylate cyclase-modulating G protein-coupled receptor signaling pathway. Gene Ontology annotation, cellular component: heterotrimeric G-protein complex; cytoplasm. The transcript is spliced from 3 exons. Gene Ontology annotation, molecular function: GTPase activity; G protein-coupled receptor binding; G-protein beta/gamma-subunit complex binding. The record is from RefSeq and is a predicted model, not a curated record.